Molecule: messenger RNA, 5483 nt
Organism: Danio rerio (zebrafish)
Lineage: Eukaryota; Metazoa; Chordata; Actinopteri; Cypriniformes; Danionidae
Source: RefSeq, a predicted model, not a curated record
GGUCAACAAUUGAAAGUGACCUCACAGGAACUGGUUUCUGGUGCGACAUUUCAGCUGAGAUAUUCCCACAUCCAGCUUCACCCUCUCAUAUCACUUUUAACGCAGUCGUCUCCAGCAUCGUCUAUAUGAUCGACUCAGCCGUCGAGACGCAGCGUUCAUUUCGAGUAGCAUCCGAUGCGUGCUGAACAAAGUUUAGAGAAAGAACUAGAUCUGCUUCGACGUCAUUUCCGAUGGAAUAUUCCAGUGAAUCCUGAUAUGCCUUUAAAAAGAGACCCUGAAUAAGAGAAAUGUGUUGUCUGUCAUUAACAGGUGCAGGACAGAACAGUAUCGUCGUUAAUAGAAAAUCAUAACUGUUUAUCACUGAAUGCGAAUAAAAUAAAAAUAAAAAAUACAGUGUCGUCGACUGAAUUCAACAACAGCCGUUAUUUGUCUGCGUUUGUUUUGAUUGGCAUCGCUCUGUGCUUGACAUUGAAGGUAAGUUUCUCAGCGUGACAUACCAAGACGCUUUGAGGAAUGAUGGAAUUAAUUUGUUUUUGUUAAUUUAAGCUCAGUAGGCUUACAAAAAAAAAAAAAAAAACAUAGAACAAUAAAUUAUUUUUGUGCAGAAUAAAAAGUUUUCAUUCAUUUUAUCUUUAACUUAAUCAUAAAAACUCGUUUUUUUUGUUGUAAGGUGAGGGAACUGCCUGAGGUAAGAUGCCGUACUAUGAUAUAGCCCACAAGAUGGCUUGGUGCUCUCUGAUGUUGAAUACGCAGUUUUUUUACACUAUAAUCUAGAACACAUAGCAUGCAUUUAAAAGAUUUGUAUGUAAUUUUACGUUGGCCUAUCUUUUUAAAUUAAUUAUUUAUUUAUUUAUUUAGAAAAAAAGAAAGGCAGAAACGAUUUAAUCCUACCUUAACCUUAUUAUUAACCACAGAGCCGACAAGUUAUAGCCUACGUUUUUCUUUUUCUUUUUAUUAAGGUGCCCAUUUUCCCCUAUUUAGUACGAUAGUUGUCUGCGUAGGUUAUUUGUGAUGUUAUGCAAUAGACACGUGGUUCUGAUGCAGAAGUCAAUGUCUGUUUAAAUACAUCUCACCCUUCAUUCAGCCAGUAAAGGAAGAAGUUUCUUGUCAUUUAACCCUGCUACUGGCUAGACCGUUUCAUUUGCUAUUUGGCUUGAAGAUCUCUGUAGAACAUCAUGAUCCUCCUGACUCCUACUUCUGAGCAGUGUGGCGUGCUUUUGGAGCAGAUCUGUCUGUUUUGCUGAUCGGUGGAAGACGAGGGGAGUGUUCAUUUGCUAGUGGCACAGAAAUUACUCUCUUUAAAUGUACAUGUGUUUAUGCAUGCUUCACUUACAUAGAAAAGCAGCUUAUGCCAAAUAACGAAAGCUGUGUUGUCAAAUGACAAUUUUUUGUGUCUUUUCUCAUGCGAUAUCUGCAAAUGGUGGCUCUUUUUGAUCUCUAGCAUAUUGCAUAAAAUGUGAUGCGAAUGAUAAUGUGAAUGUCUGUAGCAAAAAGACACAUUCAAGCCACUUGAGAUGUUCGUUUAGAUUUUAUGCCCACUGAUUUCCUUCAACACAAAGACCUCUUUGUGCGACUUCAUUGAAAAUCACUGCAGUGUUUCAGCAUCUUGGUCACACUUAAGGAAAAGCACUAGAAUUUUAACAAGCCUUUCUUGCAGUUAAUAUUUUUUCUUUUGUGGUACAUUGUGAAUCUAAAAGUACACAUAAAACUCUCAUCUUUAUAGUAAAUCUUGCUCGGCAGAAGGAUGAAAUUGCAAUGUGCUUAAAUGCAGUAAAAAAACUGACCACUGAAAUUAUUAAUUAAGAUAAAUCUAAUUUAAAGGGGCUAUAUGUAAGAAUCAAACAACUUAUGAACAUGAAAAUUUUUUGCAAAAAGGUAGCUUACAUAUGUUACUAUGAGCUAUUUGAAAUGCACAACACAGUUUCUCUCACACUUGCUUUAUAUUUUGGCCUAUGACUAAUUCUAAGUGGAGCGAUCUAAUAUAGUAACUGUCAAAUAUUAUCCUGCAAAGAACAAUACUAGUUUGAUUUUAUCUUUGACUUUGAAGAUGACCACAGAAUAAGCAAGAAUAAACCAUGCGUUAAAGAAUUUUAAAUGCAUUUACAUUUUUUAAAGCACGGCUACGUGAUGAUUAUCCCUUACAUAUAUAUUUUUUUUAUUUUAAUCCUCAAAAUGGGUCACGACUGGCUAUUUUAAAAUUAAAGGAAAUAUCUAAAUGCAGCAAAACAUAAUUUAAUAAACAAACAACGGAGAUCCAAAAAACACAAGGAGACAGGCAAGGUACAAUAACUGACGAGAAUGGAAAGUGCAAAAACUAUAAGCACAAAGUGAAUCAAACAAAAGCUAAACAGGAAUCCAAAAACUUAGAGACGAUACCAAACAAAGUGAGCAAACAAACAAACCAAACAAACAACCAACCAUCUGGAGCAUAAAAUAAAGCAGGACAGAGUAAACCAGAACAGUGCAAAAAUCUAAAGGCCAACUAACACAACAUAACAGGGCUUAUAAAGACAGAACUAAUUGUUUCAACAUUAGCACUUUGCUAUGAUCAGAUGCUUUCUUAAUGGCUGUUUUCUCACUUAUUUAUAGUGUUUAUUUUGUAAUUAAGAUGAAAGUGCUAAGCAUUUUUUUUUACAUAUUUAUCUUAAAGGCAGCUGGAUGUUUGGUGUUAGUAUAUUGGAACAAAGACAUUUCCAGCUUAUUUUCACUUCUAAUGAAAAGAACUUCACUUUUAAUAUCCAUCUUAUUUGUCAUGUGACUUGAAUGGAUCUAAACUUCCGGUCUCAUUCUGUUCCAUUGAUUUAUAGCCAUAAAAACAGCUUGUCUUACUGCUUGAUAUUUUAAACUAGUAUUUUCUUAUAAUAAUGUUUUAAUUUGAACUUAUUGUCAUAAAUCUAUUGUCGUAAACACACCGGGUUGUUGCGUACAUUGUUUACUGCCAUUUGUUAUUUCUAGUCUACUACACAUAGGCUACAUAGAAUAAAGUGAGUAAUGGGUCAUUGACUUAUGUUUAACCUCUUAUAUUAUAUGUACACGAUACUUUUAACAAUUUGCAGUUAGCAGUUCACUAAACAAACACCGGUGUGGCUAAUAACAUGGGUUCUUUAAUUCUACAUAAAGCCCCUUUAGGAUUUUACUGUUAAUCGGCUGUGCACCACAUGAUUCCAGUUGUUGUGGGUGUGAACAAGCACAGUGAAAGAUUUGAUACAAAUCAAGCGGCUGCUUUCUAAAUAUUUUCAGGGUGUCUUUUAGGCCUUGUUUAGAGGGCUAGUAGUUGUAGGUCAAUAUGAUGGACCGUAGAUAAAUCAUAACUCCAGAAAUGUUUCCUCCUAAAACAUCUUUCUGUUAUCUGUUGAAAGCAUGUGAUAUGAUGUGGUAAUGCAUUGUGGUUUUAGUGCACAGCAGGAUGAGCAGUCAUUUGUAAUCAUGUUUUUUAACAUUUCAAAUAAGUGAGAAAGUUUCACUCUGUUGGUAAGUGUAUGUUUUUUUCCCUCAGCAUGUCUUAUUUACAUUUAAUUUAAGUACCUUUUAAAUAUUACAGUCUGGUUGAAAUUGCUGACUAGUUGAAAUGAUAAAUAUAUAUUUUUUUACAUUAGAGUAUUAUUGAUUUUUUAUUUAUACAGUGAUCGUUUCAUUUUAAUAUGUUUCUGUUGAUUACAUGUCUUUAUAAGAUAGUUAACUUUGAUUAAAGUACAUGAUUUAUUAUGUAAGUAGUUAUAAAUAUCACAAUGCAUGUUUUAUUACUUACUAAUGAUUAAAUGUUGUGCAAAGUCACUGGAUAGAGUGAUAUGGAGUAACAUUUUAAAGUUUAACUAGUUGACUUCAUGCUGCUUUAAUAUAUUUUUACAUUAUGUUUAACUCUCAAAACCAUGCACAGACAAAAAUGGAGCUGUUGUGUAACUGCUCACGUUUCUUUUUGGUAGCCUUUCUUCAGGAAGCGAAAAAGCUGCUCCUAAACGAACAGGCGAACUGGGCACAUCUUAAGGAGUUUGCCCGUAAAAAUGCUGCCAAUGCUCUUUCUGUUGCCAACCUUCUCAUGGGCAUGGCCUCGAUCCUCUGCAGUCUCAACGGCCAUCAUUAUGCCGCAUGCUGGCUGGUUCUGAUUGGGUACCUGCUGGAUUUGGCAGAUGGAGCGGUUGCCAGGCACCUGAAUGCAUGUUCUGCUCUGGGUGCAAAGUUGGAUGAUUUUGCUGAUUUCACAACAUUUGGAAUAGCAACUUCACUCCUCCUGAGGACACCCAGUCUGCUGGAUAACAUCCUGUGCAUGCUCUACAUGCUGUCUGUCUUUGUACGUCUCUGCUUCUUCUCCAGCGGAAUCCCAUUUGUGUACCGUGGCCUGCCGUGCAUCUACUCCUCGGCCAUCCUCGUGUGUGGUUCUCUACUGACUGGAGGAAAUAUGGCCGUACUGAGAAUCUUAGCUGUGGCCAUGAUUCUCUUCAUGAUCAGUCAGAACUUCUACCCGCAUGACAGAGUGCUGGAGUCCCAGGCCUGGAAGAAGGUGGUCUACAUCGGAGGAGUUGUGAUGGUGUUCUGCUCCUCCUUUCCUCCAGCUUGUGUUUACUACUUGUUAUGGUCAGUUUCCUAUAUACUGUUUCCAACAACCCUGUGGAGCUGCAAAGUGUAAGAGAGGCUCUGUCCUCACACAAUCCCUUUCUGCUUCUUGAAAACAACUCAGAAAAACUUUUUUUUUUUUUAAUCAUUUUUGUUUUGAAGUGAUGAACUUCAUGAAAUGGACGUCCUCUGGGAGGCUUCGGACGUCUUGAUUGCUGCUGAUGUUUUUUGCUAAGAAUGAGAAAUGCUUUCUGCCUCACAUACAGUAUAACGUCAUGCUUUUAAAUGUCACGUUGACAGAAAUAUUAACAGUAUGUGUGUUGUUUGUCUCACAGCUCGGUCUGCCUGAAUCAUAUGUGAGGCAAGAAACUGUGUAGAGAUUGUCAGAUUUGCUGUGGAUUUUAUAUUCUUAUGUUUUUCGGUUGUUUGAGAGACUGAUUGGAAAAAGGUUUCACAACUCAAUAAUCACGAUUUCUGAUUACAUUGCCUCUUAAAUCAAUACUGUAAGGAUGCUUAGACAUAAUUUAAAACAAUGAAUACUGUAAGGGAAUUUGUAUGCAUGUGAUCUGUGUAAAUUAAUGUAAAAACACUGCAGCGUAAUCAAGGUAGAGGUUAAAAUCCUCAUAGACUGUAGUUUAUCUAUUGCCUGUUGAUGUGUGAGUUGUAUGUUCCAUAUAAUUUUAGAUGGGUCUUCAAACAAAUGCCUCGUAACAAUAUGAAGACUAUGGCAGUUGGAUUUAUUUUGAUAAGUUUAUCUGUAUCAUUUAAGGGCCUCUGUUUUAAGGGGUCCCGACUCCUGUUUAGCGAGUGAUUUUGCAUUGGGUUUGCUGAGUACUGUAAUACUGCAACAACAGUAUUAAGGCCUUACAUUGUGUUCUGUUGCACCAACUUGUGAUUACUUUUUAUUAAAAUUUAAGGGGUGUUUAAAAAAA